AUGAGCAAAGCAGGAGGAGGCUUCCACCACUGCUCCAGUGACAGGGGAGGGGGAUUUUGUGCCUAUGCUGACAUCACUUUGGCCAUCAAGUUUCUGUUUGAGAGAGUUGAAGCCAUCUCCAGGGUGACCAUCAUUGAUCUGGAUGCUCAUCAGGGAAAUGGACACGAGCGUGACUUUUUGGAUGACAGGCGAGUGUUCAUCAUGGAUAUGUAUAAUCGCUACAUUUAUCCAGGAGAUGGAUAUGCCAAAAGAGCAAUAAAAAGGAAGGUGGAGCUGGACUGGGGCACUGAAGAUUCAGAGUACCUUCAGAAGGUUGAGCUUCACAUGGAGGGCACACUGAAUGAGGUCUUGCCUGAUGUCAUCGUUUAUAAUGCAGGGACAGACAUCUUGGAUGGGGAUCCCCUCGGAGGACUCUCCAUAUCACCACAGGGGAUUAUAAAGAGAGACGAGAUCGUGUUCAGGGCUGCGAAGCGUCGGGGCAUCCCCAUACUUAUGGUGACAUCUGGAGGAUAUCAGAAGAAAACAGCCCGCAUAAUCGCCGACUCCAUCCUGAACUUGCACCGGCAGGGUCUGAUAGGAGGUGAGGCUGUUGAGGGAGAGGGAUCAUCGUCUCUGGUGACCCACAUGAUGUGCAGCCCUGCAUCAGCUGGAUCCACAUCCACAGCCGUGUGAGGAGCAUUAAGCCUGGAGCUAACACUCACACAUGUGACUUUAAAGCACUAAGUAACUUUAUCAUGUGCUCUAACUGUGUGACAGCUGUUGUAAUGUGCAACACUCGUCUAAUUUUAGAUUUAUAACAAGAAGUUUGCACAUGUGCAACAUAAAUAUUCAUAAGCUUUGGUAAAACUUUCACACUUGUUAUCUUUACGUUUACGAAUACUCAAAGGGAAUCAUCAUUCAAAGGGGAGAAAAGCUAUCUUUAAACAACAGUGUUAUCACAGCUACAGCUCUCUUAUGCUACAAAAAUAGCCUUUAAAUUUUUAAUCAGUAGGAGAGUAAUGAGUUUUAUGUGUGAUGUGUAAUCGGGGCAGCAUGUUGGAUAGAGAUCAUCUUUAAUCUCAGGAGAUGCAAAACAUUUAAUUUGUGAAACAUGCUAUAAUAAGGUGCGGUGUACUGUAUUUACACAGACAAGUAUAUUAAUUGGGUCCCAUCUCACAUUAUAAUUUUUCAGGUGAAAAUAAAGAUAAUUUGACAUGAAAAGCGUAAUUAUCAUAAUGAGACAUAAUCUUUGGGUAACACUGACAAGAUAACAAAUUUCCUUCUUGAUUGCAAUUCUGUUCUAUCUCUUGUAGUAAACUGGUGUUUAAAUGAGUAGUGUCUUCAUUGAGAUGGUUUUUGUGCUUUGAAUCCACUCUAAUAUUUACAGUUAAUGUUUAUCACAGGUACUAAAGUGAUUUGUGCCUGUAUUUGAAAAGAUUUGAAACACUAAAACAUUUGGCUGAGCUCUCUGCUGGUGAAAGCAAAGUUCCCCGACUCUUCAGACUCCUGAAAUUCAGUGAACGUGUUCCAGUGUUUUUCUGUCGUGUUGUAGAUCAAAGUCCAAAACCCAAAAUGUUCAGUGAUUAAUGAGAAAGCCUGUACAGUGAAGUUUCCAGUGACUUUCACAUUUGAUUGGUUGUUUAUAGUUAGGCACACAGCGCUACCCUAAUGAUGUUUACACAUCCAGAAGCUGUGCAAAAGGAGACACAAAAACAGUCAGAUCAAUAUGAUUAAUGCAGCAGCUGAAACAAUAUCACUACUUCCAAAAGACACUAAAGACAUCAUCCAACACACGCUGAGUUCUGUGCAGCUGUGUGCUGGUGUAUGUGUGUGCGUAAUGAUUACUAAGCCAUUUUAUCAUGAAUCUCUGCCUAAAACAUGUAAUAACUAAAGUCUUAGUUCAUCACUGGUCUGUGAAAUCCUGAUCUUACCCUUCCUUACAAAUGUUAAAGCAGGUCACCGUGGUGGCUGCAGGUGAAGCCAGAUCAGAGUUUGCUGUAGAAACAUGUAUCAUUCAUAAUAUUUUGGGUGUCUCAUUUUCAAGGCUUUUGGUGUUGUGGUGAUGCAUUUUUUCAUGUACAUGGAUGAGAAUUUUCUUUGUGUGUGUGUGUGUGUGCUGUCUUUUUUUGCCCAUGUACCCAAAAGCAAAAAAACCAUACAUCAAUGGAAAACAUUUUGUGAGCACUUUAUUAAUGGCCAUGGAGCUAUGUUGGCCAAAUUGCAAAAACAAAGCAUUCCAGAUGUCUGGUUGUUGGUGGUGCCAGUGUGCUAUUAGCUACAGUACCUAUUUAGACUAGCUAGUUAACUAGCCACAUGCAUGAAAACAUCAACAGAAAAAUGGCCAUAAACAUCAUGUGAAUGAGGACUCCACCCAGGUAUCCCCACUGUGGUGAAAACAUCUUUAAAAAAAAAUUUCAUCAGUUGGCGUUACAAAAAUGGUUUUUAACUUUUUGGUUAAUAAUGUCCACCCAGUUUCAUCAAAACACUGGCAUCACUGAGGAAUAUGUGGAGCUGUGCCUGAAACU
This is a messenger RNA of Archocentrus centrarchus (flier cichlid), 2504 nucleotides long. Its product is annotated as histone deacetylase 11-like. NCBI's taxonomy places the organism in Eukaryota, Metazoa, Chordata, Actinopteri, Cichliformes, Cichlidae. Gene Ontology annotation, molecular function: histone deacetylase activity. Gene Ontology annotation, cellular component: histone deacetylase complex. Bases 1 to 672 code for a protein of 223 amino acids. Gene Ontology annotation, biological process: epigenetic regulation of gene expression. The record is from RefSeq and is a predicted model, not a curated record. The transcript is spliced from 6 exons.